Molecule: messenger RNA, 1154 nt
Organism: Neurospora hispaniola
Lineage: Eukaryota; Fungi; Ascomycota; Sordariomycetes; Sordariales; Sordariaceae
Exons: 2
Coding region: 158-859 (233 amino acids)
Source: RefSeq, a predicted model, not a curated record
UUUUUUUUUUUUUCGGUGGUGAUAAUUCCACGUUUUGUUUACAUUCGCACAUCGGCUUCAAAGUGCAUCUGAAAGCCUCACUCAAGCCUCAGCAAACUCUCCAUGCGCUGUGUGCAUACUCCUCGCAGCAGCCAACAAACAGUACCUUGGAUAAAACAUGCUACUCACUUCAGCCCAAGUAUCAAUCGCUUUCUCAUCGGGCAUCGUAUUUAUCUUCACUGCAGCCCUCUUUCUAAGCGGGUAUGCAAUCCAGCAGCGGACACUGCGGGACCUCCGCGCGGCCAUCAAGCCAACUCCAAGGCCAUCCCCAAGAACAUAUUUGCCCGAUCAGUUUAAAAAGAUGACCACCGAAUUACCUGAUGGCACCAUUGUCCCGGUACAAGACGAUAGGGUUGUAAUAGAGAUCAAACCCACUCCGCCCAGUGAGGUCCACCAAACAUCGGAAACAGAAGACGAGAACCGACAGAAGCCAAUACCGGCACCACAGCCAGCGCAAGAGCCAGCGACAGCAAAGACGGAAAUGAGAAAGACAUCAUCAGCAAGAGCCCAAAAGUACAGAGAACAACAGCAACUGAAGAAGCAGCAGCAGCAGCACAUGCAGCAAGAGGGCUUGGUUGUUCCGCAAGGACAGCAACAACAAGAACAAGAUUUCAGCAAGACACCAAACCAGGCAGAACAACAAGAGACAAGCGGAAGCACCCCGAUCGAAAUCCCCGAAGGAAUGCUCGAACACCCCGAUCCGGACAAGCGCGCCGAGAAAGCAGUCAGUCCGGCAGAAAGGCGAAGGCUGAUCAAAGAAGAGAUCAAGAGGCUGGCGCAGCCUGAGGAGAGAGGGUAUUAUCAACGACGACUGUGGUGAGACAAUAAUGCAUGGGGCCACUCCAAUGGUGAGAGAAUACCACCUGAUUCAUGUUCAACCUCUGGCUGGCCUUGAGGAUGGAUUAUCGUGGAUACGAAUGGGACGUUUCUGGUACGUGUACAUCCUGUCAAUGAGUGUCCUGCUUCCUCGACAUGUUGUCACUACGAAAUCUUUACGAAUGAAAUGACCAUAUGUUCUUUGACUUUCUAGUGCAUCAUGAUAUCUAAACAAAGGACCAAAAAAAGAAGAAGAAAAAGCGAUUAUUUUUUCAAUCAAAACGCCCCCCCCCCCCCCC